GAUGUUCAAGGUGGAAGUAAGAGAUAUCAAAAAAAAGCGGUGAUGGGGAUUCUUCUCAUACCCCACGGUUCUUCAUUUCACUCGUUGGAUAACAUUCAUCAUUUAACUAUAGGCAAUCUCUUACUUUGCAUCACAUUUUUUGAGGUCGCUACAGCAUUCCAGAUCUUUUUUACUUAUGCUGCUGCUGAGCAAUUUGAACUUGAAAACAAUGCGAGACCAUUAGUGUCAUCAGCUUGUGAAACUAAAAUUUUAGAUGAGGUGCCACCUGAUCCGUACUACGAUGCUUCUGACGUGACAAUUAAUGCAGCAAGAAAAUUAAGCGAAUUUAUUAUUAAUUCAACAAGCAAAGGAAAAAAGUCAUCAAAUUAUUCAUUGUCCAAAAUUGAUGUUUUUCGGAUGCAAGCAAAUGCACUGGCAAACGAAGCUUUGAAGAAUGAUGAUAAUCUUAUAGCAUUUGCACUUGCAGCCCCGUCACUUCCAUUGGCAGUUGUGCAAUUUCGUGAGAAGGUCGAUAAUCGUAAUAUUACCGACCACGCGUUCUUGAGCAUUUAUUGGCGUGAGCUUGGAAUCGCAUGGAAUCAAACAGAUGGUGCACAAUUUUGGGGUGCGCCAUUUAAAGACUGUGGGCCAAUGAAAGGUCGAUGGCUUUGGCCUUUUAGUGUUACUGUUGUUGUUCAAAAUGUCAAGACUGUUGCUUCAUCAUUUAUAGCAGCUGAUCAAGAUGCAUGCAUAGAUGCAUUAGAAGAAAUUUUUGGCAAAAAACACAGUUGUGACCGUGAAACAACUUUUUGUUUGAUGACCGAAUCUGAGCCUGCUGAAUCUGUUUCACAAUCUCCGUUAACAAACACCAUUUCACGACCAACAUAUACUUGCGUCUGUAAAGAAGGUUUUUACAUUCCAAAUCAAACACUACAGGGCUUUCCUAGCGAUAAGGUUGAAAGUAAAACAGGAAAUUUCAGCUGUGUUCCAUGUCCAGGUUGUGCAAUGUGCGACAAAGAUGGUUCAUGCUUUUAUGGGCAUGAGGAAGAGGAAGAAUUUUUGACGGAAACAGUUUUGAGAACUUUCAUUGGAGUUAUUCUUGGAGCUUGUAUUGGAAGCUGCUUCUUAUUAUCAUUAACUGUUUUUCGACAGAGAAAACGUAAAACGAUAGCAACAAGCAUGUGGACCAUAUUAGAGACUAUUUUGCUUGGAAUUAUCUUCCUCUAUUCAGCGGUUGCUCUUCACUUUCUACCAGCUACAUCGUUUCGAUGCAUGUUAGAGCCAUGGUUAAGAGAAGUUGGCUUUAUAAUCUGCUAUGGUGCCAUUGUUCUCAAAUUAUAUCGUCACUUGGUAGAGUUUCGUACACGAAAAGCACAUAGAUAUGUCGUGCGCGAUUUAGAUUUGUUACGAUAUUUAUGUGCAAUGAUUGUAGCUGUUUUAUGUUACCUAGCAGCUUUUACUGCGUUGUGUAUAGAUUAUUUAGACUUUAGCGAAUUGACAUGGAAUGUUGAAAUGGAAAGCAUAACUACAAGCAACAUGUGCAAACCCUUGAAAUGGGAUUACGUCACACAAUCUGGAGAAAUGUUAAUAUUGAGCUUUGGAAUUCAAUUAGCUUAUGCCAGUAGAAAUGCUAAUACACAGUUCAGGGAGAGACAAUUUCUAGUCGCUUCCAUUGUCAUAGAGUUUAUAGUUUCGUCUAGCUAUUACAUAAUAAAGGACUGGUAUUUACCGGAAUUAAAUCCAACAACGUUGUUAUUAGCUAUGUUCAUAAGAUCCCAACUUACCAACACAGUCACAGUAAUUCUCAUAUUUAUGCCAAAAAUUUAUUAUCAACAUAGGCAGGGCGCACACGAAAGCUCACAUCAUCAUCAUGGUUUGAGUGGGUAUGCUGGUAUCUGUUUUGGGGACCCCGAAGCAGGAGAUCUCACAAUAUCUGAGAUGAGUCCCGAAGAAGUUCGAUCAGAAUUGAAAAGACUGUACACACAAUUAGAACAUUUAAAAAAUAAAACAUUGCGCUUGGACAAUCCACACAUCAGUAAACGUCGUGGAGGAAGAAAAGUUGCACAUCGACGGUUCUCAUUACAGAAGAAAGGAAGUCGCGACAAGGCAUUAAGUGCAAAGCACCGUAAUAAUCGACCUCCACCAAGUCAAGACGUAGAGAUCACCGAAGCGGAACCAUCACGAACACCUGAAGAUUCAGUUUGUAGUAUUGAAGGUCCUACAGAUACUGGCACCGGUGGAGAAGCGUCAGGCAUUUCAGCAUCUAAAUAGCAUCCACACAUCCAGGUGACACAUUUGUAGGCCAAGUACAAUGUUAAUUCCUGUAUCCAAGAAAGUAUGGAACAUGUAUAUUUGUAAGUUUAUCAAUUGAACUAUCUACCGUGGAAAAUAUAUCUCACCUUAAUAAUAAUAAUAAUAGUCAUAAGCAUGAAUGAAUAAUAAUACCAAUAGUACAAUAUUGAAGCUUCUUUUAAGCGUUGAAUAGAAUUCAUUUGAAAACAAGAAUAUUGAAUAAGGUACAUAUUUAUGUUAGCAUAAAAUAUAUCUAAAUGGAAAUAUCUAUUAGAAACAAGUGUAUAAUUUACACUAUGUCACAGCUUUAUGAAAUACAAAAUCAGAUUAUUAUAGAUCAUUAAAAAGAAAUUCCAAAAUAAAGUACAUAAGUAAGCUAUUCAUUUGACUGAAUUUUAUAAACUCAACAAGUAACUGAGUAACGAAGUCAACCAAGUUGAAAAUAAGAAAGCUUCAAGAAUAAAUCACAAUGAGUAUUUGAACUAUUGAGACGAGAGGAAAAGUUUUAUCAAGAAAAUAGAAAAUGCAGACCGUCGUUCUUAACUGUUAACCUUCCACAUGUGGCGUAAAAUCUUUGAUAAAAAGUUAUCAGCAUUUUUAUGUUCUUCUAAUAAACCUUCUGUAAAAGUCAAUCUUCUAAAUAAAGUGAUUUAAACACCAAUCUUUAAAUUAUUUUCCAAAGGAACGUAAGACAAAACAAAUCUUACACUUUAUCUUCCAAAAAGGUUUUACGCCUUUUGAAGAACGAUUCCAGUUAUCUGCAUUUUUAUUUAUUUUCUAAUGGUUCGCUCAAAUCAAGUAACAGCAAUCCAUAAAAUAGACUCACUGCACAUUGCCUUGCACAUGCUGGAGAAAUAGAACGCACAACAACAACAACACAAAACAUUAUAAAACCAUAUAAGAAGACAAACAGUAUUAAAAAGGAAAAGUGAAAUUUUACAUUCCACAAUGCCUCAUUAUUUUCCAGAUCCCACGAAACAAUUUCAAAGACAGUAAACAAUAUUUGACAUGGUGCGAUACAUUUACACAAAUAAAGAUAGUAGAAAAUUCUGCUUCCGGUUCUUAUACCUAUCUAUUAAAAAAAUCCAUUUCUACCAUCACCCAAUUUACAAGACAAAAAAAGAGCAACAGAUGAGUUUUUUAGGAUUUUAAACACAAAUCUUGAAUAAAACUUGCAUGUACGAAUACCUAUAGGAAAAUUCCAUUGAUAAUAAAUGUAGAGCUUUUUCAAUAAACAAAAAGAAAAGAUUUGAAUUUAAAUAUGUAGUCAUCAUGAACUUAAAUUUAUUAGUGCAUAAUGAAAGCUUUUUAAAAGCAAUGGAAAAAAAUAAAAGAUAGUGAAAUACUUAGGAGCUUUUUAAGAUAAUAUUAACGUUUUUCCCGAACAUAUUACAUACAAGCAUAGGUAAAUGAAACCCAAUAAAAAUUGGAACGAGAUCACUUGUAAAGGAAAUCGUUUUAAGUAUAUCGUGAAAUAUUCAAGAUUGUAAAUUUAUCAAAUUUCUAAAGCUCUUCAACUUCUUGUUUUUUGACAGCAUAGCUACAAUACCAUUAUGUUUGAGUAUUUAUUUGCCAGGUUACCUACUUAUAUUGAAAAUUGACCAUUUCGACAAUUUAUAGUAUAAAUAUUGAGUUCAGAAAAUAUAAAUCCUUAUAUGAAAUAAAGAUAUUUAGAAAUACUUAAGAAACAUUUAAUUGUACCAUCAAGAAAAUACUUGUGUACAGUCAAAUGAAAAUAAAAGUAAUGACUUCAUUAUAAUUGAUAAAUGUUUGAAAUUAUUUUAAAAAACAUUGAAAAUUAUUAUUUUCAACUUUAUGUUGUACUUGAUCGACGCAAUUACAAAUUGUCAUUAGUUUUGCGUAGUUUUUUUAAAAUAAAUAUAUAAACAAACAACGCGCAUUAGAAUCAC
Molecule: messenger RNA, 4181 nt
Organism: Clunio marinus
Lineage: Eukaryota; Metazoa; Arthropoda; Insecta; Diptera; Chironomidae
Source: the annotation of a GenBank genome assembly